Molecule: messenger RNA, 1260 nt
Organism: Tupaia belangeri chinensis (Chinese tree shrew)
Lineage: Eukaryota; Metazoa; Chordata; Mammalia; Scandentia; Tupaiidae
Product: cilia- and flagella-associated protein 44
Exons: 9
Molecular function (GO): protein binding
Source: RefSeq, a predicted model, not a curated record
UGGCGUUGCUGUGGUAACCGCAGUAAACGGAGGACUGAAGGGAUCCUCGGUGGAUAGAAAUCCGCGAUCCGGGUCGCCACCUUGGAGAAAAUGAAGGAACCGGAUGAUCAGGACCCUGAUGGGGGAAAAGCAGACAGAUCAAAGAGUGAUGAGAAGCAGUCCCUGAGGUCUUCUCAAUCGGAGCGGAGAUCAGCUACAAAAGAUGAUAAAUUUUCAGAAGAUGCCACAGAAGAAACAUUUACGGAAGGGGAAGAAUCAUAUUUAGAUGAAGACGACUUAGACCUGGAACAAUUGGAAGGCAGCUCAAGCUCAUUACAAGAUAAUUAUUCAGAAAGCACUAGAGCAUCUCAGGGAACGCCUGCCCCAGCUGUGGAAGAGGCAGAGAAGGAGGUUAAGAAGAAAUUAUCAGAAAGCUUCUUCUACAAUUACAUGGAUCUUGCUUCUAUGCCUUUUAUAACUCCAGAAUCAAACAUACCCGUGGAUCUUCUCAGGCUCGUACAUUCUUUUGGCUAUGACUGUAAAAGGCGAGCCAACCUACAACUUCUGGACACCAGUACUGUGCUGUACAUAGCUGGAAACCAACUGGUUCUUCUAAACUUGAAAACCAAAGAACAAACCUAUCUGCGAAGUAGCAGUGGUCAAGGCAUUGGUGUCAUUGGGGUUCAUCCAGAUAAAACUUACUUCGUAGUAGCUGAAAAGGGGAGUUUUCCCAAGAUUAUCUUCUACGAAUAUCCUUCACUGAAGCCCUACAGAAUUCUUCGAGAUGGGACUGAGAAGGCAUAUGCUUAUGUGGACUUUAACAACAGUGGUACGUUGCUGGCCUCUGUUGGUAGCAACCCUGAUUACACAUUGACCAUCUGGAGCUGGAAAGAAGAACAACCCAUCCUGAGGAGAAAAGCUUUUUCCCAGGAAGUUUUUAAGGUUACUUUCAAUCCCGAAGAUGAAGAACAGCUUACCACAGCAGGUUCAGGCCACAUCAAGUUCUGGGAAAUGGCUUUUACAUUUACUGGUCUCAAGUUGCAGGGGUCACUAGGUCGAUUUGGGAAAACAGCCACUACUGACAUAGAAGGCUACAUGGAGCUUCCAGAUGGGAAAGUGCUCUCAGGGUCAGAAUGGGGCAACAUGCUCCUUUGGGAUGGUGGUCUCAUCAAAGUGGAGCUCUGUCGAGCUGGAAAGAAGUCUUGUCACCAAGGUGCCAUUAACCAGAUCAUGCUGGACGAGGGGGAAGUUAUCACUAUUGGGUCAGAUGGAUGUGUCCGG